This is a messenger RNA of Saccharomycodes ludwigii, 486 nucleotides long. RefSeq lists its product as uncharacterized. Gene Ontology annotation, cellular component: telomerase holoenzyme complex; chromosome, telomeric region. Lineage: Eukaryota; Fungi; Ascomycota; Saccharomycetes; Saccharomycodales; Saccharomycodaceae. The record is from RefSeq and is a predicted model, not a curated record. The transcript has a single exon. Bases 1 to 486 code for a protein of 161 amino acids. Gene Ontology annotation, molecular function: telomeric repeat DNA binding. Gene Ontology annotation, biological process: telomere maintenance via telomerase.
AUGCUAAUAACAAUACAAAUUUCUUUAGAAUUGUCCAAUUUACUAAAGUGCAAAACUAUAGUAUAUUUGCUGUUAUACGUGAUAAAACGCAUGGCAUACUUAGUUGAGUUUUCACCAUUAUGCGUAAGUGAGUUUGAAUCUAAAUAUAAAUUCCGAUUAACAUUAAACACCAUUGGCUUGUUAUUUGAUAUUGUACAUUGUUCACUCAAAUGGAUUAAUGUCACUACUGGUUGUAUUAGCCGUUGUAAUGCAACAGAUAAUACAACAACAAAUAUACUUGAAAAAUUUGCAAACUUUUUGAGUAAAUACGAUGGAAAUAGCACUAAAAGUGAGGUGAUGUAUUAUCCCAUGUUGAUUGUAAAUAAAAUUACACUUCUUGAAAUGCAUAAUUCUCACACUUUGCUUAAUGCUAGGGAAUACGGGUUAAAGAAAGAUUUUAUAUUAUUAAAUAGCGUAGAAUUGGAUGGAAGUAGUACAAGUAUUUGA